Megalobrama amblycephala (Wuchang bream) is the source of this 2520-nucleotide messenger RNA. Its product is annotated as endochitinase 2-like. The transcript is spliced from 23 exons. The record is from RefSeq and is a predicted model, not a curated record. Bases 949 to 2232 code for a protein of 427 amino acids. NCBI's taxonomy places the organism in Eukaryota, Metazoa, Chordata, Actinopteri, Cypriniformes, Xenocyprididae.
AAGUUCUAGGGCACCUUUAAUAAUAUCUCCCAAGGGUAGAAUGCACAGGGUGAAAAGCAGUAGUCCUAGUACUGAGCUUUGUGUUUAACUUGUGAUCGACAUGACACCUUUUCAUUUAUUUGCUACAAAGUGAUAACAGUUAGAUAAGUACAAUUUGAACCAUGGCAAUGCAGUUCCACUAAUGCCAACAUAAUUCUGAAGCCUAUCCCAGGGAAUGCUUUGUUUUGUAGUAUCAAAGGCAGUACUAAGGUCCAGUAUAUGGUUAGUCAUUCCUUAAAGGAUCUAGUUACACUUGAGUCAUUACUAGUGUGUGUGCGUGCGUGUGUGUGUGUGUGUGUGUGUGUGUGUGUGUGUGUGUUGGCCUUUGUGAUUUAUGAGGACAUUUCGUAUGAAUACACGCCACAUUAUGAGGACAUUUUGAAUUAUGAGGACAUGGCCGGUGUCCUCAUAAUUCGGGCAAUGUAGAAGUGCUCCAGUAGCUAGGGGGAGCUGAAAUCCAAAAUUUCUCCACAUGUCUUUAUAAUUCACAUAAACCUGAAUUUGUGUAUGACGUGUGUAUCGGAAGUGCGCCUCUGUAGCCGGGACUUGGUACUGCGCCUCCUCAUUAAUUAUUAAUACGUGUGUAUGAAAUCGCGGCUUCUGAUUGGCUGACCGCCGGAAGUCCUCAUAAUGUCGGAAUUUGUCAAACUCAAGCCAUGUUAACACAGUUCUACAACAAAGACGGUAUAGGAAAAUAUAUAAGUUUAAGUAUAAAAUAAUAGCCACGUAUUACAUUUACUAAAUUAUAUAUAAAAAGCACUGCAAACUGAACCCUCUAAUCCCACCUGACCGAAGCCUUUUCUCUGUGGAUGUCUGACGACGACGUCAUCUCUCAUCGCCCCUAAAAUAACUUCAGAGAAUGAAGAACCUGCCUCACUCGUCUGUGGAGAUGGGAGUAAAACAUCACUGAUGAUAACUUCAGAGAGUGAAGAACCUGCCUCACUCGUCUGUGGAGAUGGGAGUAAAACAUCACUGAUGAUAACUUCAGAGAGUGAAGAACCUGCCUCACUCGUCUGUGGAGAUGGGAGUAAAACAUCACUGAUGAUAACUUCAGAGAGUGAAGAACCUGCCUCACUCGUCUGUGGAGAUGGGAGUAAAACAUCACUGAUGAUAACUUCAGAGAGUGAAGAACCUGCCUCACUCGUCUGUGGAGAUGGGAGUAAAACAUCACUGAUGAUAACUUCAGAGAGUGAAGAACCUGCCUCACUCGUCUGUGGAGAUGGGAGUAAAACAUCACUGAUGAUAACUUCAGAGAGUGAAGAACCUGCCUCACUCGUCUGUGGAGAUGGGAGUAAAACAUCACUGAUGAUAACUUCAGAGAAUGAAGAACCUGCCUCACUCGUCUGUGGAGAUGGGAGUAAAACAUCACUGAUGAUAACUUCAGAGAAUGAAGAACCUGCCUCACUCGUCUGUGGAGAUGGGAGUAAAACAUCACUGAUGAUAACUUCAGAGAAUGAAGAACCUGCCUCACUCGUCUGUGGAGAUGGGAGUAAAACAUCACUGAUGAUAACUUCAGAGAAUGAAGAACCUGCCUCACUCGUCUGUGGAGAUGGGAGUAAAACAUCACUGAUGAUAACUUCAGAGAAUGAAGAACCUGCCUCACUCGUCUGUGGAGAUGGGAGUAAAACAUCACUGAUGAUAACUUCAGAGAGUGAAGAACCUGCCUCACUCGUCUGUGGAGAUGGGAGUAAAACAUCACUGAUGAUAACUUCAGAGAAUGAAGAACCUGCCUCACUCGUCUGUGGAGAUGGGAGUAAAACAUCACUGAUGAUAACUUCAGAGAAUGAAGAACCUGCCUCACUCGUCUGUGGAGAUGGGAGUAAAACAUCACUGAUGAUAACUUCAGAGAAUGAAGAACCUGCCUCACUCGUCUGUGGAGAUGGGAGUAAAACAUCACUGAUGAUAACUUCAGAGAAUGAAGAACCUGCCUCACUCGUCUGUGGAGAUGGGAGUAAAACAUCACUGAUGAUAACUUCAGAGAAUGAAGAACCUGCCUCACUCGUCUGUGGAGAUGGGAGUAAAACAUCACUGAUGAUAACUUCAGAGAAUGAAGAACCUGCCUCACUCGUCUGUGGAGAUGGGAGUAAAACAUCACUGAUGAUAACUUCAGAGAGUGAAGAACCUGCCUCACUCGUCUGUGGAGAUGGGAGUAAAACAUCACUGAUGAAGUGGAGCAGUAGGGAAGAUCAUUGACAAGCUGUCAUUCCUGAAAAUCCUGCUGAAAAGGAUGCCAGAAGGAAACAAAAACAGCAAUGGUCAGAGAAGAGAAAGAGACAGGAACAAAACAUUUAGUGUUUUGAUGGUGUAGUUUUUUUUUUUUUUUUGGUUUUAUAUGUAUGAGCAAGGUUAUACAUUGUUUAGUGAUAUGAUAUAAUAUGCUUUGUUCAAGGUUAUCAAAGGUAAAGGGUAAAGUGCUUUACCUCAACGCAUUUUUUUUUUUUUGUAUAUGAAAAAGCACACAUUAAAAUUUGCUUCUUGUUC